Molecule: messenger RNA, 1281 nt
Organism: Haliotis rubra (blacklip abalone)
Lineage: Eukaryota; Metazoa; Mollusca; Gastropoda; Lepetellida; Haliotidae
Product: tetratricopeptide repeat protein 23-like
Exons: 10
Coding region: 145-1014 (289 amino acids)
Molecular function (GO): protein binding
Source: RefSeq, a predicted model, not a curated record
GGGAAAAAAUAGUCAUAUCCCAUCAUCACCAGUAAUACAAAAUGGCGUCCUUGGAUGUCAACAAAUAACAACGCGUCGUGAUGCAGUUGGUUUGAAGCAAGGAUUGUGUGUAUUCGUGGAACGAAAAGCUGAGAAGUGGGCAAUAUGUCUGAUAUAGAAGACAUCUCCUUGGAAGCAGUGGCACCGGUUGUUCCAGUCGUGGAGAUCGGACAUGGCAGUGGCUACCGCUCACCCCGUGAUCACUCAGACCAGGAUUAUGACUCAGAGUUUGAGUCUGAUGAAGAUGAUGAUACCCAUUCACCACAAUCUACGUCCAGACAGAGGCGGAGGAUGAGGAAUGUUAAAACUGUUAAUGGCCGUGUUGCAGUUGACAUGACUCCGCCUGAUGACAAACUGAGAGAUGCUCAGAACAGGGCCAAGAAAUACUCUCGCUUGAAGAAGGCAGACAAAGCUAUCAAGGAGUACGUCACCUGCACAGCCCUAGCUCGUAUUGUAUACGGCAACAACCACUGGAAGUUUGCAGCCAGUCACGUUGACCUAGCAGAAGCAUAUCUGGACUUGAAAGGCUAUGCUGUACAGGCUGAGUUCCACUCCGACAGUGCCAAGGACAUCAUGCUGCACGGCGUCCACACCUCCAGCUCCCACAAAGAGAAGGCCAACAUCUACCACGUCCUCAUCCGCGUCUACUACAUCUUGGGCAAGGCUCUCACCAUCCUCAAAAAAUACAACGAGGCAGAGCAGGCGCUGACGAAGGCAGACCGGAUCUCCCAGGAGAGAAGUAAGCUGGACUGUGUGACUGAUGACGAGUGUGAUGAGAUCGACAUCAGGCUGUACCUCGCAAUGGCCAGGUUGGCCAGUAAGCAGAAGAAGUAUGCAGUAGCCAGUGCCCACUAUGACAAGGUGUUGGAGCUGAUGGAGAUUCGGUACGGCAGGGACAGUCUCCUCCUCAUCCCUGUCUACCACGACUACGGCAGACUUGAACAGAAUAAAAUUCGGUCGUCAUGGCAACCAUGAAAGAAAGAUUAUAGAACUCUUCCUACAAGGCACAUUCCAUAGCUGGUGCCAAUCACAAGACCGGGAGUGUGGAACUGGUAGACACAGCUCUAGCUCUGGCUCAGGCCUACGCCAGCACUGGACGUGAGGAGGCGGAAGCGUCAGCCGAGAGUUACCUGAAUGAGUGUCAAGCCAACUGUACAGCUGUCCACGGACCGCAUCACACCAAGACCCUGGAGGUGAACGACGAGAUCGCCAGGCUGCUCAUCAGGACAGACAGACAAGAUG